AGGACUACAGCGGACGGCAGCAGCUUCGUAGUAAAAAUGCGGCGCUGAGAAAACGAGGAGGCGAUACAGAGAGAAAGAGAGAGCAGAGCAGCCGGUAUUUUUUUUUUGUCCUCAGAAAGAAGAGGAGACCGGUUUCCUCCCUUCCUCUGCCCUCGGACAUGUGGAGCACUUAGCAGUAGCAGCAGCAGCAGCAGCGCGAGGAGCAACGCAGCCUGUGGCGGCGGCGACGCGGCGUAGCGUUUAGCCCUACACGUCUUUGGGACUUAUUUUGUCUUUUAAUAUAUAUUUUGUAUCCUUUGGUAAUGAGCUUACUGGGGGCCUACAAAAAAAAGACUAGUUACGAUGGCUAUGAAUGUUUGCAGCUGGUCGAUAGCGGCGGAGACAGAUUCAGCAUCAGCAGAGGGAGCAGCGGCGGCGGCGGCGGCACUCUCGGCUCCAUAGCGGCCACCCUCGGACCGAAGGCAGGCCCGCUGAGAGAGGAGGACUGCAGCACCAUGGACAGCUCAGAUAUGGAUGCCAACUAUGGAGGAGGACUGUUGGACAUGGUGAAGGGAGGAGCCGGGAAGUUCUUCAGCAACUUUAAAGACAACUUGAAAGACACCCUGAAAGAUACUUCCACCAAGGUCAUGCAUCAAGUAGCUACGUACACCAAAGGGGAGCUGGACAUUGCUUAUAUUACAUCAAGAAUCAUAGUGAUGACCUACCCAGCGGAAUCAGUGCAGAUUGGCUAUCAGAACCAUGUUGAAGACAUCCGCUCCUUCCUUGACAGUCGCCAUGCGGACCACUACACUGUCUUCAACCUCUCACAGCGUAACUACCGUGGCGCCAAAUUCUCAAACAGGGUUUCAGAGUGUAAUUGGCCUUCGCGCCAAGCUCCCAGCCUCCACAACCUGUUUGCUGUCUGUAAGAAUAUGCACAACUGGCUUAAACAGAAUCCCAAGAAUGUAUGUGUAAUCACCUGCUCGGACGGUCGUGCUCCCUCUGGUGUUUUGGUCUGUGCCAUGUUCUGCUUCUGCCAUCUUUUCAACAACCCAAUUCCUGCCAUGCAGCUGCUCAGCGCCAAGAGACCGGGCUCUGGACUCUGGCCUUCACACCGCAGAUACAUAGGUUAUGUAUGUAGCAUGGUAUCGGAGAAGCCCAGCCUCCCCCAUUCAAAGCCCUUGGUGAUAAAGGCUCUCACUAUGAGUCCAGUCCCCUGUUUUAACAAACAACGUAGCGGCUGUCGACCCUUCUGUGAUGUCCUCAUUGGAGAAACCAAGAUCUUCACCACUGCGCAAGAAUAUGAGAGGAUGAGAGAGCACAGAAUUCAGGAGGGGAAAGUUGUUUUUCCUCUGGGUGUGAGUGUACAAGGAGACGUUGUGGUUUCUGUCUACCACAUGAGAUCGACAAUUGGAGGACGCCUGCAAGCCAAGGUCUCAAACACCCAGAUCUUCCAGAUUCAGUUCCACACUGGAUUUAUUGCCCCUGGAACCAACGUGUUGAAGUUUAACAAACCAGAACUCGAUGCUUGUGACUCCCCUGAGAAAUAUCCCCAACUAUUCCACGUUAUACUGGAUGUGGAGGUAGAAGGGGUGGACAAACAGAAAGACCUGACACCGCCAUGGGAGCAGUUUCCCUGUAAAGACCUGAGCCCCAAUGUGCUCUUUUCCGGCCAUGAGGAACAUCAGGACGCCCUGGCUAUUGCUGAACCAAGCCGGCCCCAUGGAGGUCCAGAUGGUCGAGGCCAUGGUGAGGAAAGCGAGCCCUCAGAUGAUGAAAUGCUAUCACUAUCCAGCCAACGAAGCAGCAUCAGUACUGCCCCACAUAAACCUGAACCUCCAACUCCAACUCCUGCAACUGCACCCGCUGAAGAAGUGGAUCUUCUUGGCCUGGAUGGGGGGAACAUUAACCGUCUACACCCCUCAUCUCAGCCUCCGUCUUCAGCAGCUACAACCACUGACCUCUUAGGAGACUUGUUUGGGGCUCCAACUCAGCCAGUGAGUGGACCCUCAUCCACCCACUCCACUCCGCACAAAGUUACCCCAAACACUGCCUCGCCAUGUCCGUCUCCUGCUCCACCGGCAUUUGAUCCCUUUGGGGCAGGUCCCAUGCCUAAGCCUCAGGACAUGAUGGAUUCAUUCCUCGGACCAGGUAAUGUUGUGCAGCCAGACCCUUUCCUGCAUGCUGCUCGCUCUCCAUCACCCACCCUGCAACCUCCAAGCCAGGGCCGGAGUUCCCCAGUCCCACCCACCACCCCAACUGUCAACAUUCAGCAGCAAAAUGCCAUGGGAGGAUGGGACUGGAACAGACCCGCUACCACAAACACAGCAGGAGGCUUUGGUAUGGGCAGUCGGUCAGCCACUACCAGUCCCACUGGCUCCGUUCACAGCACCCCUACCCACCAAACAAAGCCAAACACUCUGGAUCCAUUUGCAGACAUCGGCAACCUGAGUGGAAGCCUUGGAGGAGGUUCUGGGUUCUCCAGCAAGCCCACCACUCCAACAGGAACAACCCCGUCUUUCCCACCAAUGGGCUCUCCUUCACGACCUCCACCAUCACCUCAACAUGCAGGAGCGUGGCAGCCUCACGCAGGUCCAAGCUUCCCCUCGUGGCAGCCCAGCACGGGAGGCAGUGGAGGGUGGCAAGCCCAAGGACAGGGCUCCACUCCACAGCCAAAGCCCAGCCCUAGCCACACCUCCAUGCCUCACACAUCACCCCAGAACAGACCUAACUACAAUGUCAGCUUCUCUGCAAUGGGUGGAGGCUCUCCUAGUGCAGGGAGCAAAGCACAGGCUGGAAUGGGUUCAAAGCCCAGAGCGUCGGAUGCCAAUUUUGAUGACCUGCUGUCUGGUCAGGGCUUUGCAGGGACCAAAGAGAAGAAAGGGCCCAGGACUAUAGCAGAGAUGAGGAAGGAGGAGAUGGCCAAAGAGAUGGACCCUGAGAAAAUAAAGAUUCUGGACUGGAUUGAGGGGAAGGAGCGUAACAUCCGUGCUCUGCUGUCCACCAUGCACACUGUGCUCUGGGAGGGUGAGACACGCUGGAAGCCUGUGGGCAUGGCUGACCUGGUCACUCCAGAACAGGUCAAGAAGGUUUACCGCAAAGCAGUGCUGGUUGUUCACCCAGAUAAGGCAACAGGUCAACCAUAUGAACAAUAUGCCAAAAUGAUUUUCAUGGAACUAAAUGACGCCUGGUCAGAAUUUGAAAGCCAAGGACAAAAACCUCUUUACUGAAAAAGGACAAGUGAGCGGAAGUGAAGCGACAUGAGGAUGUUCCUGUUGAUUCGGUCAUCCAACCCCAAAAAUAUUACCACUUGGCUUCUGACGGCUGCGCCCUGCAACAACAUCUGCCUUUAUACCUGCGCUUUGACUCAUGCUUAUCUUCCUGCUCAAAAUCAAUGAUGGCAAAAGACUGCAGAGCAAUCUAUGAACAGUGAUACUGAACAAAUGACCCUAGAUGUAUCCUCUGUAUGUUUGUGGUGCCACUCUAUCCGUCUUUGAGCUCUUUGCUUUGAAUCAACCUAACAAAGUCACUGAGAUGUCUGGGAGACAGAUCAAAAGAGAGCAUGGGACAAAGGUCUCACAAGAUAAGAGAAAAACACAUCAGGGAGUAAACUGAACAAGUAAACAGACUGCUCUACAGAAAAGGUUCAGAGUGGCAGAAAGCCUUAAGGCUCAGCGAAUAUCCAACAACAUUCAAGCCAUUGGGGAUUUUGAUUUUGCUUUGUAAGGUGUGUGUUAAAAUGGAAUCCAUGAUCAACUCCAUCAUAUCAAAUCCAGUCUUUCAUACAAGUGAAUCUUGCUAGUAAUAAUAAAGAAAACAACAGCAUCAUGUUACUGUACCUUAAACAGUGAAGUUAAACAGAGCCAAGCUUGUAUUCCAUCAUUUUUUUUCUUUUUACAGUUGUAGAUCUAAUCUAGUAUUCUGAAAGAAAACAUGUAUGGAAGCAAAGUACACUGAUUACAGUUUGGCUUUUAUUUACAUUCAUUUGAGGUAAGCAGCAGGAAGACAACAUUUAAACUUCUGACUACAUAUUUAAACGAUACUUGAAAUUAAUUUAUUUAGGAGAGUCACUAACUCUCAGUGUCUGCUGUAAUGAAGCUUUGUGUUUUUCUGGGACCUGGGGAUUACAUAUUGUAUAGUUAGCACAUGCACAUUUCCUUACAUGAAGCACCUUCAGGCCUCAUGAUUCUCACUCAUAAAAUAAUGUGAUUUUUACAAAUGAAACUCUGUGAAGCACAAAGAUCGUUUAAGCAGCUUUGAAGGAAGGACUUUUAUUUUUUGUUGCCCGCUUUAUUCAGAUUAAUUUUCAAAAUAAAAUGCAUAUUAUAUCUUUGUUUAACUCAACAGCACACUUAGAAAUAAGCUUAAGAUAAAUAAUUUCUUAGAUUAUUCAUGUAUGUAGAUGAUUAUAAUCAGCCCUACACAAAUCUAUCAUCACAGUGUCAUCAAAACAAAACUUUGCAGCUGUUGCACUUUGUUUUAUUUUAAACUUUGACUUGAUUAAUUUCGUUUACUUUUCUGAGAUAUUUCUUUCAAUGCACUGACACUUUUAUUUAUAGCAAGCAUGUGUUGCUGUCACAGAUCAGGCACCAUUUCAUAUCAUCCUAGAGGUACAGGACACUUCGUCCAGAAGAGAUGUCCAUGCUGCAGGUGCUGUUUAUAAUCAUUUUAAUCUAAUGGAUGGGAACUUAUUUCUCUCUGCAUUAUAUGUGUGAUUCACAGUUUCCUUGUAGAGAAGCUAUUUCAUAAUCCUAGGUUGUGGUCUGUGGGUAAAUGACUAAUAUAUAUGCAAAAUCAAAAAUGUUUUAUUUAAAAACAGUCAUCUGUUUUGUUUUUAUUUUUGUGGAUUUGAGGUUUUGUCAGGAUGGCAACAUGACCUUCUUAAGUCUGUGCUCUUUUUGGCCAGAAGACCCAUUUCACUUUGCUGUUCAGUACCUUAAAGAAACCACUCACUGCACAAACAAUUAGCAGAAUAUUUGCCUUUAUACGUUUAUAGACUGUCAGACAUUUGGCAUUAUACAUUUUCCAUUUGUUGGGAGUUGGUUCUACCCCAGGGUGUUCAGUUUAUGUCUCUGCAUUCAGGAUGUUGAUUGAAUUCUGACUAGCGCAGAAACAAAAAUGAUGCAGUAAAGUGUUGUUUCUUUCAGAACGCACCACAAAAAUGGGAGGAAGAUUUUGUCCUGGGUCCAUGUAAAGACGCCGGGUCUCAGGCUGAAAAUAUUGAACUUGAAGCCUCUGCUUUUUUUCUCUUCUUUUUUGGUGACUUACAAGAUAUGAGGAGUGUGUAGUCUGCUUCAUUUACACUGAGGACCUACAUGUGAAAUAACCCUCGUGAGCUCCCUAGCUGACUGAAUCUGCAAUCUUACAGCUACUGUAUGUUAAAAAGCUAAUCUCUAUAUUGUAGUCAAUGGAUGUGUGUUGUUUGAAGUUGUGGUAUGUAUGAACUGAGUUUGAGUACUGUAUGUCAUGUGUUUGCCUGUCUGCUGUUCAAGUAUUACUAAAUUGUGUAAAAAUUCA
Messenger RNA from Melanotaenia boesemani (Boeseman's rainbowfish), 5496 nucleotides. It is a transcript of the gene dnajc6, whose product is annotated as DnaJ (Hsp40) homolog, subfamily C, member 6. The record is from RefSeq and is a predicted model, not a curated record. Gene Ontology annotation, biological process: synaptic vesicle uncoating; clathrin-dependent endocytosis. Bases 303 to 3209 code for a protein of 968 amino acids. Gene Ontology annotation, cellular component: intracellular membrane-bounded organelle; vesicle; cytoplasm. The transcript is spliced from 18 exons. Gene Ontology annotation, molecular function: clathrin binding. Lineage: Eukaryota; Metazoa; Chordata; Actinopteri; Atheriniformes; Melanotaeniidae.